Messenger RNA from Poecilia latipinna (sailfin molly), 1761 nucleotides. RefSeq names its product protocadherin-10-like. Gene Ontology annotation, cellular component: plasma membrane. NCBI's taxonomy places the organism in Eukaryota, Metazoa, Chordata, Actinopteri, Cyprinodontiformes, Poeciliidae. The record is from RefSeq and is a predicted model, not a curated record. Gene Ontology annotation, molecular function: calcium ion binding. Gene Ontology annotation, biological process: homophilic cell-cell adhesion. The annotation marks the transcript as partial. The transcript has a single exon.
UUUAUUGGUGUACGCCGUUCGGGUGCUGCGGGAUUUUCCCUGUGCUUUGCGUUUUAAAUGGGCUGAAUCUUUGUAAUGUUGCCAUACAUGGAGAUACUGUAUACUUGGCUGCCAAGUCCCUGACUUUCAAACCAAGAAGAUUUUUUUUCCCUGUUCGGAUAUUGCAUUAUGCUCGAGUUUACAAUGGAACAAAGGAGACGCGUACCAAGAAGGCUGGGCCAGUAUUUGGCUGAAUGCAUCGUUACUGUGCUUGUAUUGAGUGGAGUCUCAGCCCAGUUAAAAUAUUCGAUCUCAGAGGAAGCAAAUGAAGGAACUGUGGUUGGAAAUAUCGCAAAGGAUCUGGAGUUGGAUAAAAGCACACUCAAAGACAGAAAGUAUCGGAUUGUUUCAAAUGACGCGGAACCUCUUUUUCGUGUAAAUCAAGACGAUGGAGUCCUUUAUGUCAGCCAAAAGAUCGACAGAGAGAAGGUGUGCUCGCAAAGUAGUACGUGUUUAUUAAACGUGAAAACGGUGCUGGAAAACCCGCUGGAGGUGCACUACGUCGUGGUAGAGGUGCUGGAUGUAAAUGACCACUCUCCGAUCUUCCAAGAGAAUGAACUCACGCUGGAAAUUUCUGAAUCCGUGUUUUCCGGAGCACGGUUUCAGCUGAGAGCUGCAAAAGAUCCAGAUAGUGGCCGUUUCUCUGUGCAGCAGUAUAAGCUUAACCAAAAUGAUCACUUUCGAUUGGAAGUUAAAGAUAAAGGCGAUGAUGGGAAAAUACCCGUUUUAAUUGUACAAAAACCUUUAGACAGAGAAACAGCAAAAAAACACUCCCUAGUACUCACAGCUAUGGAUGGAGAUAAACCCCCCAGAACAGGUAGUAUUAUUAUCCAGAUACACAUUUUAGAUGUAAACGACAAUGUUCCAGUUUUCUCCAGCGAUGCUUAUUCUGUGACGCUAAGAGAAAAUUCCCCAUUGGGAACAACAGUCGUACAGGUCAACGCAACAGAUUUAGAUGACGGAACAAACGGAGAGGUGAUUUAUUCACUCGGCAAAAGCACGAAUCAGCUCGCUUUAAAUAUUUUCGACAUUAACCCGAUAACUGGAGAUAUAACUGUCAAAGGUUUAAUAGACUACGAAGAGAGAGAUAAAUAUGAAAUUGAAAUUGAGGCAUCUGAUAAAGGAAUUGCUCCUCUGACUACUGAAAAAAGUGUUAAUAUAAAAAUUAUUGAUCUGAAUGAUAACGCUCCUGAGAUUGAGGUUACUUCAUUUUCCAGCUCAAUUCCUGAAGACUCCCGACCUGGAACUACAGUCGCUCUCAUCAGUGUAAAUGAUUUGGACUCUGGUGUUAAUGGGAAAGUGAUAUGCUCAAUGAGUGAGGACAUUCCAUUUACUUUAGCACCAACUAUUCAAGACAUCAUAUUCGCGUUAGUUACCAAAUACCCUCUGGACAGAGAGAAGCAAUCGCAUUAUGACUUGACGAUAUUUGCAAAAGAUGCAGGACAACCUCCACUGUCAUCUGAGAAAACAAUCAGCGUCGUGGUGUCAGAUGUGAAUGAUAACCGUCCAGAGUUUGUUUUGAGUCCAUAUACGUUUUAUAUUAGUGAGGCUAAUGAACCUGGGACGUCAAUAUUUUCCGUUAAAGCAUUUGACCGUGAUGAAAAUGAUAACGCACUAAUUUCAUACCAAGUUGUUAGAGGUGGAAAAGAGAAUGACAAAAUGACCUCAUUUCUCAACAUUAACUCUGAAACAGGCGAUAUUGUAGCACUGAAAAGUUUCGAC